AUGUCGAUGAGAAGUGCAUCCACAACGUGUGAGGCAACUAUAUGCGAUGAACCCCAGAUCGUGGUCGUGAAAGAAGAAAAUGAAGAAAACGCUCACACAAAUGCCGUGCCGAGCUGCGUCGAAAUUAGAUUCUUUCAUGAAAUAGCCUUUGUAUUUUGCAUGUGUUGUGGACAGCUCCAUGCGCAGGCAGCCGUAGCACAGGCGAUGGCAGCUACCCAAGAAAUUGCCAAAAGUUUUGGAGUCGAAAAUCUGCCUGGUGAGCAGGCUUGGUUCUCAGCGUCAUUUUCGCUGACGGUGGGUACAUUUAUUUUGGUUUCGGGGAAGCUUGGCGAUAUGUUCGGGUACAAGCUUAUGUACAUCACUGGCUUGUUGUUUUUUGCCUUGUGGUCGCUAAUUUGUGGGUUCAGUGCGUAUGCAAAAUCGGCGGUCUUUUUUGAUGUUUGCAGAGCUUUGCAAGGAGCUGGUCUGGCGCUACUUUUACCCAAUGCCGUUGCUGUUUUGGGUCACUAUUAUCCUCCAGGGUCCAUGAGGAAGACUAUUGUGAUGUGCUUAUUCGGUGCAGCCGCACCGUCUGGUUUCAAUAUAGGCGCUCUUUUUUCCAGUUUUUUUGCCAUGAAAGUUUGGUGGCCGUGGACGUUUUGGGUGUGUGGAAUAGCCUCGGUGUGUCUCGCCUUGUUGUCAUACUUGUGUAUCCCCAAAAAGAUAGGAACUCCAUCCAGAAACGAGCCUUUCGACUGGAUAGGAUCGAUUUUGGCAAUCAGCGGCUUGAUCCUCUUCAACUUUGCCUGGAACCAAGGGUCCAAUGUGGGCUGGAAGAUAGUUUAUAACUACGUCUUGCUCAUUGUUUCAGUAGGUUUAGUGGUUGCAUUUGCCAUAGUUGAGGUUUACUUGAAGCAUCCACUUGUGCCUAUCAAAUCGUUGAAGGGCGAACCGGCGUUUGUCUUGGGAUGUAUCGCAACUGGAUGGUCCUGCUUUGGUAUUUGGCUCUAUUACACCUUUCAAUGGGCUUUUUACAUCGACAACGUCAAUGCCGUGGUUGCGUCGGUUCAAUUCAUUCCCUGUAGCGUUACAGGAUUUAUGGCAUCAUUCACCACCGCCUAUCUUCUUCGCAGAACACGGCUGUCUUUCGUGAUGAUUAUGGCGAUGUGUGCCUUCUUUGCGGGCAUAAUAAUCAUUGGAACAAGACAUGUAGGGCAAACCUACUGGGGCCAAAAAUUCGUAUCGUGUCUCAUCCAGCCGUUUGGAAUGGAUAUGAGUUUUCCAGCCGCCAUUAUCAUUCUUUCCAACCACUUUCCUCCUUCGAAACAAGGAAUCGCUGCUUCCUUGGUUGCAACGGUCCAGAACUAUUCUGUAUCUUUGGGGCUUGGAUUUGCAGGUACGGUCGAAAAGUACAAGACCGACCAUUUGCCCCAGACUUUUGAGCUGAAGUUGCUUGGAAUUAGAGUUGCGUUUUAUAUGGGAAUGGGCCUCGCGGGACUCGGGGUUGUUUUUUCAGUCAUCGGUGGAAUUCUUCAGUGGAAGAGGACAAAAAAAGACCAGGAAUGA
Meyerozyma guilliermondii ATCC 6260 is the source of this 1545-nucleotide messenger RNA. RefSeq lists its product as uncharacterized. Gene Ontology annotation, molecular function: transmembrane transporter activity. Gene Ontology annotation, cellular component: membrane. The record is from RefSeq and is a predicted model, not a curated record. NCBI's taxonomy places the organism in Eukaryota, Fungi, Ascomycota, Pichiomycetes, Serinales, Debaryomycetaceae. Gene Ontology annotation, biological process: transmembrane transport. Bases 1 to 1545 code for a protein of 514 amino acids. The transcript has a single exon.